Molecule: messenger RNA, 1796 nt
Organism: Tachysurus fulvidraco (yellow catfish)
Lineage: Eukaryota; Metazoa; Chordata; Actinopteri; Siluriformes; Bagridae
Gene: foxl2l
Product: forkhead box L2-like
Exons: 1
Coding region: 85-954 (289 amino acids)
Biological process (GO): anatomical structure morphogenesis; regulation of transcription by RNA polymerase II; cell differentiation
Molecular function (GO): RNA polymerase II cis-regulatory region sequence-specific DNA binding; DNA-binding transcription factor activity, RNA polymerase II-specific
Source: RefSeq, a predicted model, not a curated record
CUGUAGAGACUGAAGCACUUCUAACCUGUUAGUCUACAUCACAUAAUCUAGUCUACAUCAUAAUCUGUCCUGAAACCCGUGAAUAUGGAGAAUGGAUCUGAAGAGCUAUCCCGUCAGCAUCUGGAGUAUCUGGAAAUCUCUCUGGACACGGUAUCCACCACCGGGGAGGACGAGCAGGCCAGCGCGCACGCCUCACGCACAGAGCUGGAAUCUUUGGAGAAGCCGCCGUACUCGUAUGUGGCUCUCAUCGCCAUGGCCAUCCGAGAAAGCACGGAGAAGAAACUGACGCUAAACGGGAUCUAUCAGUUCAUCAUCUCCAAGUUCCCUUACUACGAAAAGAACAAAAAGGGGUGGCAGAACAGCAUCCGUCACAACCUCAGCCUCAACGAAUGUUUCGUUAAAGUGCCCCGGGACAACGGUGGAGGAGGAGGAGGAGGAGGAAGCAGCGCUGGAGAGAAGAAGGGCAACUUCUGGACGCUUGAUCCUGCUUUCGAUAACAUGUUCGACAAAGGCAACUACCGGCGCAGGAGGCGCGUCAGGAGACCUUACAGAGCGCCUGCUUUAUCCUACAUACCAUCUGUUAACUUCCCCGAGCAGCUGUACUACCACCAGGAGCCUGUGUACUGGCAGAGCCCGUUAGUCGGAGGCGCAUGGAGCGUCGUACCACAGGCGGGCGCGCACACCACGGUUUCACCCUACAGCUUCCACAGCAGCGGAAACGCGCGUCCUUCAUCUCCCAACAGCUAUGCCAGUUCCCCCGUGAGUUAUUACCACACUGCAAAUGUCCACCCGUCCUACGGACCGUACCAGCACCAAUACCACGCUUUUGCGCCGCACAGCGGGCGCACUUUAUGCGGCGUGUCUGCUCCAGAGAGUCCCGGAGGAAGCGCUAUUCCAGUCGCCAACUACACACCGCACCAUCCGUACAGCCAGGCCGACCUGCAGCACGAUUAAAAAGAAAUAAGUGUUCGGAUUAAAACUGUUCCGAAAUGUGGAUAUUUACAUGCAGGACAAAGCUGGUAAUGUGGAUCCAUACUUUUCUGAAAGUGCUGUCAGUUCUCGCACCGCUUUGUUUUUACAUUGCAUAAACACCAAAUCUUAGUGAUUUGUCAAUUGUUCGAUUUGUAACAUGUUUACCACAAAGUCUAAACCGUACACUGAAAAAGUUCGUUUAAUACUGAUUGUGAAAAUCUUCUAGUUCAGAGGUUACAAGCUGUUGUUGUACGUAUAGGCGUCUUUCAGCAUAAUAUGUUAAGAUUGCGUCUAUUUUGCUCUAUUUUUCUAUUGUUAUUUAUUUCAUUUGAGUUAUAAUUUUAUCCAUGCGUGUUUUUGGUUCAGUUUUUUUAUAUGACCUUUGUAAGAAAUUUGGUUAGAAAUGAGGUUUUUAAUAAAGUAAACCGUGGUGUAUCAGUGUUUAUCCUGUUCAUGGGGAAGUGUGUGUGUGUGUGGGGGGGGGCUUUACAUAAGGAUGGGAAAUUAUUAAGUUUUUAAAUUAAGUUUUCUAAUGCCUUAACCUCACAAAACCAGGUAAUUAAAUCUUAUAUUAGAAUAAGGGAUGUGGCGUCACCGUCUGGUGAAAUAGAUGAAGUGCUCACGUCAAAAUAUCAGGUUCAAAAGAACCAACCACCUUUCUUUACCUGUAUCUACUCUGUACUGUACCUCUAGUGGAUGUCGGAUGUAUUACUUAUGUAUUUUAUCUGUAACCCAAAGCCAUCCUAGGUGCUUAUAUUGUCUAGUUUUUAAUGCAAUAAUGCAACAUGAUUAUUAAAAAAUGUUGGCAAUUUAUGCAAACAGUA